This is a messenger RNA of Serinus canaria (Common canary), 6221 nucleotides long. It is a transcript of the gene PIK3CA, whose product is annotated as phosphatidylinositol-4,5-bisphosphate 3-kinase catalytic subunit alpha. The record is from RefSeq and is a predicted model, not a curated record. Gene Ontology annotation, cellular component: phosphatidylinositol 3-kinase complex, class IB; plasma membrane; phosphatidylinositol 3-kinase complex, class IA. The transcript is spliced from 22 exons. Gene Ontology annotation, biological process: phosphatidylinositol 3-kinase/protein kinase B signal transduction; cell migration; phosphatidylinositol-3-phosphate biosynthetic process. NCBI's taxonomy places the organism in Eukaryota, Metazoa, Chordata, Aves, Passeriformes, Fringillidae. Bases 399 to 3605 code for a protein of 1068 amino acids. Gene Ontology annotation, molecular function: 1-phosphatidylinositol-3-kinase activity; 1-phosphatidylinositol-4-phosphate 3-kinase activity.
CGGCUGUCGGGGAGCGGCUGCCGGCGCCGCUGCCGCCCGCGCCCGGGGCACAGGCACCGGCCGAGGCGAGCGGGGCGGCCGCAGCGGCGGGAGGCGGCGUGCGCGGCCCGGGGCGCGGCGGGCGCGGCCGGCCCGGGGAGGCCGCGUUGGGCGGAAAAAUCUAGGAUGCUGUGGGAAAGUAUCAGGAUUCCAGUAAAGAAGACCAAAUAUUUUGUAACAAUGAGUUGCAAACAACAAGUCUUGUCGCAGGAUGCCAGCAGUGAAAACAUUCUGAACAAACUGGAUUUCUUUUGCACAUACUCAAGUAUUGCCUCUGGUUAAGGAAAUUAAAAAUAGGUUUACACAUACGAAUCACUGCUUGAAGAGCUUGAAGUACAAAGUUACCCCAAGACUUAAAAAUGCCUCCACGGCCAUCAUCUGGUGAACUAUGGGGCAUCCACUUGAUGCCCCCCAGGAUCCUGGUGGAGUGUCUCCUCCCAAAUGGAAUGAUAGUGACUCUAGAAUGCCUCCGUGAGGCCACCUUACUGACUAUUAAACAUGAACUCUUUAAAGAAGCAAGGAAGUACCCUCUCUAUCAGCUCCUUCAAGAUGAAUCUUCUUACAUUUUUGUAAGUGUUACCCAGGAAGCAGAGAGAGAAGAGUUUUUCGAUGAAACACGGAGACUUUGUGACCUGCGACUGUUUCAGCCCUUCCUAAAGGUUAUUGAACCAGUAGGUAACAGAGAAGAAAAGAUUCUUAAUAGAGAAAUAGGUUUUGCUAUUGGCAUGCCUGUCUGUGAGUUUGACAUGGUCAAGGAUCCAGAAGUACAGGACUUCAGGAGAAACAUUCUGAACGUGUGUAAAGAAGCCGUGGAUCUGCGAGAUGCCAACGCCCCACACAGCAGAGCACUCUAUGUCUAUCCUCCAAAUGUAGAGUCCUCAGCUGAACUCCCCAAGCACAUAUACAACAAACUAGACAAAGGGCAAAUUAUAGUGGUGAUUUGGGUAAUAGUCUCACCAAACAAUGAUAAGCAGAAGUACACCUUAAAAAUCAAUCAUGACUGUGUGCCUGAGCAAGUUAUUGCUGAAGCAAUUAGGAAGAAAACUCGAAGUAUGUUGCUGUCAUCUGAACAACUGAAACUUUGUGUCUUGGAGUACCAGGGCAAAUAUAUUUUAAAAGUCUGUGGCUGUGAUGAAUACUUGCUAGAAAAAUGUCCACUGAGCCAAUAUAAGUACAUCAGGAGCUGCAUCAUGCUUGGCCGCAUGCCCAACCUGAUGCUGAUGGCCAAGGAGAGCCUGUACACGCAGCUGCCCCUGGACACCUUCACCAUGCCCUCCUACUCCCGGCGCAUCUCCACCGCCACGCCCUACAUGAACGGAGAGGCCACCACCAAAUCCCUCUGGACUAUCAACAGUGCUCUCAGAAUAAGGAUCCUCUGUGCUACCUAUGUAAAUGUGAACAUCAGAGACAUAGACAAGAUCUAUGUUAGGACAGGUAUCUACCAUGGAGGGGAGCCUUUGUGUGACAAUGUGAAUACUCAGAGGGUACCUUGUUCUAAUCCCAGGUGGAACGAGUGGCUGCUGUAUGACAUGUACAUUCCUGAUCUCCCUCGUGCUGCUCGGCUCUGCCUGUCCAUCUGCUCUGUCAAAGGCCGCAAGGGUGCCAAGGAGGAGCACUGUCCAUUGGCUUGGGGAAAUAUAAACAUGUUCGAUUACACAGACACUCUGGUAUCUGGGAAAAUGGCUUUGAAUCUUUGGGCAGUACCUCAUGGGCUGGAGGAUUUGUUGAAUCCUAUUGGUGUUACUGGAUCAAAUCCAAAUAAGGAAACUCCAUGCUUAGAGCUGGAAUUUGAUUGGUUUAGCAACCCUGUAAAGUUUCCAGAUAUGACAGUGAUUGAAGAGCAUGCAAACUGGACAAUUUCACGGGAACUGGGAUUCAACUACAGCUAUGCAGGGCAGAGUAACAGAAUAGCUCGGGAUAGUGAAUUAACAGAGAGUGACAAGGAGCAACUGCGAGCCAUUUGUACCCGAGACCCCUUGUCUGAAAUCACUGAGCAAGAGAAGGACUUCCUCUGGAGACACAGACACUAUUGUGUGAAUACUCCAGAAAUUCUACCCAAAUUACUUUUGUCUGUCAAGUGGAAUUCUAGAGAUGAAGUAGCCCAGAUGUACUGCUUGGUAAAGGACUGGCCCUCAAUCAAGCCAGAGCAGGCCAUGGAGCUGCUGGACUGCAAUUACCCAGACCCCAUGGUGCGAGCUUUUGCAGUUCGGUGUCUGGAGAAGUCCCUGACAGAUGACAAACUGUCUCAGUACCUAAUCCAGCUGGUACAGGUUCUGAAAUAUGAGCAGUAUUUAGAUAAUCAGCUUGUGAGAUUUUUGCUCAAGAAGGCACUGACCAAUCAAAGGAUAGGACACUUCUUCUUUUGGCAUUUAAAGUCUGAAAUGCACAACAAAACUGUCAGUCAGAGGUUUGGUUUACUUCUGGAGUCCUACUGUCGAGCAUGUGGAAUGUACCUGAAGCACCUGAGCAGGCAGGUGGAGGCUAUGGAGAAGUUGAUUAACCUCACAGAUAUUCUCAAGCAGGAAAAAAAGGAUGAGACCCAGAAGGUACAGAUGAAGUUUCUUGUUGAACAAAUGAGACGGCCAGAUUUCAUGGAUGCCUUGCAAGGUUUUAUCUCUCCUCUUAAUCCUGCCCAUCAACUGGGAAACCUUCGGCUUGAGGAGUGCAGGAUAAUGUCAUCUGCAAAAAGGCCGCUGUGGUUGAACUGGGAAAACCCAGAUAUUAUGUCUGAAUUGUUAUUUCAGAACAAUGAGAUAAUAUUUAAAAAUGGAGAUGACUUGCGUCAGGACAUGCUGACACUUCAGAUAAUUCGAAUUAUGGAAAACAUCUGGCAAAAUCAGGGUCUUGAUCUUCGGAUGUUGCCCUAUGGUUGUUUGUCGAUCGGUGACUGUGUGGGACUCAUCGAGGUGGUCAGGAGCUCUCACACCAUCAUGCAGAUCCAGUGUAAAGGAGGCUUAAAAGGAGCCCUGCAGUUCAACAGCCAUACAUUGCACCAGUGGCUCAAGGACAAGAACAAAGGAGACAUGUAUGAUGCAGCUAUUGACCUGUUUACACGUUCUUGUGCUGGCUACUGUGUUGCCACCUUUAUCCUGGGCAUUGGUGAUCGCCACAACAGUAACAUCAUGGUCAAAGAUGAUGGACAGCUGUUUCAUAUUGACUUUGGGCACUUCCUCGAUCACAAGAAGAAAAAAUUUGGUUACAAAAGAGAGCGUGUGCCAUUUGUCUUAACACAAGACUUCUUAAUAGUGAUUAGUAAAGGAGCCCAGGAAUGUACCAAAACGAGGGAGUUUGAAAGGUUUCAGGAGAUGUGCUAUAAGGCUUACCUGGCAAUUCGACAGCAUGCCAAUCUCUUCAUCAAUCUUUUCUCCAUGAUGCUUGGCUCAGGAAUGCCAGAACUGCAGUCCUUUGACGAUAUUGCAUACAUUCGAAAGACCCUUGCAUUGGACAAAACUGAGCAGGAGGCUCUUGAGUACUUCAUGAAGCAAAUGAAUGAUGCUCACCAUGGUGGCUGGACAACAAAAAUGGACUGGAUCUUCCACACAAUAAAGCAACACGCUUUGAACUGAACUGACAGCAAAGAAAACAAGAACUGAUACCCAUCUUUGUGGGUACUGCACUGUUAAUACCCGUUAGCAGCAAAGACUGGUUGCAUAGGAAUUGCACAAACCAUGAACAACAUUAGAAUUUAUGGCAAGAAAAGCGAUGAAUUGUUCAAACAACUGUUGGAAAAUAAUGUAAAACAGGGUUUCAGAUAGCACUAAAAUUAUAAACUGCAAAAAUUAAGCUUUAGUACGAUGUGUGCAGGGACCUCGAAAAUUAGAGAGAUGGGCAAUCACCAGUGUAUGAAGUUUAACAAGGGCAAGUGCCACAUUCUGCACCUGCAAUGGGGCAAUCCUGGUUGUGUGUAUGGACUGGGGAAUGAGAGGCUGGACAGCAGCUGUUGAGAGGGACCUGGGGGUCCUGGUCAAUGGCAAGUUGAACAUGAGCCAGCAGUGCCCUGCAGCCAGGAGGGCCACCUGUGUCCUGGGGGCAUCAGGCAGAGCAUGGCCACCUGGGCGAGGGAGGGCAUUGGCCCACUCUGCUUUGCACUGGGGCGGCCUCACCUUGAAUAUUGUGGGCAGUUUUGGGGGCCACAGUCUAAAUAAAAUAAGGAUAUUGGAGUGUCCAAAGGAGGGCCACAAGGACGGUGAGGGGUCUGGAGGGGAAUGGGCUGUAUGGGGAGCAGCUGAGGUCACUUGGUCUGUUCAGCCUGGAGAAGAGGAGCUCAGACUUCAUCGAGGUCUGCACCUUCCUCACGAGGGGAAGUGGAGGGGCAGGUACCAAUCUCUUCUCUCUGGUGACCAGUGACAGGACUUGAGGAAAUGGCAUGGAGUUGAGUCAGGGGAGGUUUAGGUUGGAUAUUACAAAAAGGUUUUUCACCCAGAGGCUGGUUGAGCACUGAACAGGCUCCCAGGGAAAUGGUCACAGUCCCAAGCCUGACAGAGUUCAAGGAGUGUUUGGACAAGGCUCUCAGGCACAGGGUGAGAUUCCUGGGGUGUCUUUGCAGGGCCACGAGUUGGACUCUGAUCCUUGUGGGUCCCUUCCAACUCACUGUAUUCUGUGAUUCAAUGAUUCAUGUUAUGCCUUAAGCUCAAAAAGGUAAACUUGGAAGAAUGUUUCCUUUUCUCAUUUGAUAGGAUAAAGUAGAAGGAAAAAGAAAAUAGGACUACUGUGAACGUAAGAGUCCAUCACAUCUUACCUUAGAUCUGGUACAGCAGGUGGAGACUGUGCUGGAUUGGGGAGAGUGGAAAGUGAAUUCAAGUGAUAGCAAAUACUUAAAUGCAGCAUAGUUUAAAGGGAAGGAGUUUGAAGCUCUAAAAACAUUAGUGAGAGGACAGUGCCUUUUAAAUGUGCUCAGAGGCAUUAACAUUUGUGGGGUUUGGGUGGCCCUUUGAUUUCUGGGUCCGUCAUCUGCACUGUUUCUGAAGGCAGUAGGAAAUGGGCCUGCUCAGUAUGGUGUUUCUUCUGCUAUGAAUUUCUAGGGGUGCAAUUCAUACUUUCACAAAGAAAUUCCCUAUCAUCCCCAAAAACUGACUAACCUGGAAAUUGAAUGGUCAGAAUUGGGUUUAGUGCAACAGAGAGCUGUAGUGUUCAUCUUAGGUUUGCUUUAAUCUAACUUGAACUGAAUAGAUUUUUUUCAUACAUGUUUUCCAGAACCUAAAGAAAGGUGAGUUAUUAAAAUUAUUGAAAGAUUAUUUUUUUAUAAAGGCUAUUUAUAUAAUAGGAACUAUUAUUAAUAUAUAUUCUUUAUUUACAUGAUUUGUCCAAUAUUAACUCUCUUAAUUUUGCAACCCAGUUCUAUCUGUCCAAGACUCCCGUUUUCAUUAACGUCACUGAAGGUGACCAGACAUACUCCUAGGACCAAAUUCAGCCCUAGUGAAAGAGGACACAAGUACCAGUGAAGUAGUGGGAAUAUACCCACUAAAGCCAAAGGGGAACUUGGCCUAAGUCUCUAAAAGAAUUUUGGGAAUCACUCUUCACAUUACUGAAAUGAUAUGCUGGCUAUUUCAAGAAUGCUCAUUUAAACCCUCAAAAUUUGGGUCUACCAUUUCUCCUCUUUCUUCCUCCUUUGGAAGUGGUUGUUGAAUUCAGUAAGAUACAUCAGAAAUAGCAAUUUAGAUUUUCAAUAUGAUUGAUAAUUAGCAGUUCAGCAGACAGAUAUGUUGGCUAGCUCAAAGCAUGUGGAGUUACCAAACAUUUUAUAGCUUUGUCUGUUUUGUGCGUGUGUGUAAUAUAUAUUUGUAAAUCUAGUUGUUGUCCUUUAACACAAUUACAAUGUGUGCAAUCAAUGAAAUUGGCACCAUGUUUUGAAACUGUUCAGAGUACCGAGGAUUUCAGAUUGCCCUUAUGCACAACUUCAGGUAGGACUGUUUUUCUAAUUGCUAAACAGGUUUUUUUUUAAAGUUAGCAAAGCCCAUAAUAGUUCAGCGGGUGACAUUCACCCUAACAUUUUAAACUUGCUAGAUUGGCAGCACUUGAAUUCCAAAGGUUUGGGGCUUUUGGGGGUUCAGCUUGUUCACUGCAAACAUGCACCGAGGUGCCACUCAGAAAGUGCAAUACCACGUGUAAUAUAAAAUAUGCUGACAGUUGGUGUUAGACUAGAAUAUAAGCAUAUAAAUAAACUGUACUUCGUGCAGGCUGUA